AUGGCCCGGAUCUUCCUCUGCUUGGCAGCGGCAUGUUGCUGCCUUGCGCUGCUUCCGCCGCCGGCGCAGGGCCGCCGUCCUGGUCAUCUGGCGGCACCGGCAGGCGGUGGAUUAGGCGGCCGCAGCAGGCUUCAUCUGUUGCGUGUGUCAGAGCCACACUUUGAUGCCACGGAGAGCUUUGCUGACCUCUGUGGUGGUGGUACCAACGACCGUGCAUGUCAGGCGGCGGAGGAGGAGCCGCAGCAGCGCGGCGUGCCGGGGAAGGCGAGGUCAGCGUGGUCACCGGCGGCGGGGAGCGUGAGGCCGGAGCUGCGGGCGGUGCCCGGGGGCCCGGACCCGCUGCACCACCACGGCGGCAGCCCCAGCAGGCGGCCGGAGACCCCGUGA
Miscanthus lutarioriparius is the source of this 387-nucleotide messenger RNA. NCBI's taxonomy places the organism in Eukaryota, Viridiplantae, Streptophyta, Magnoliopsida, Poales, Poaceae. The record is from the annotation of a GenBank genome assembly.